Triticum dicoccoides is the source of this 2200-nucleotide messenger RNA. RefSeq names its product putative B3 domain-containing protein Os08g0325100. The record is from RefSeq and is a predicted model, not a curated record. Gene Ontology annotation, molecular function: DNA binding. The coding region runs from base 151 to 1953 and encodes 600 amino acids. Lineage: Eukaryota; Viridiplantae; Streptophyta; Magnoliopsida; Poales; Poaceae. The transcript is spliced from 7 exons.
GAAGUAGUAGUACUACUGCAGGACGAGCUCCGUCCGCUCAGCGUCGUCACAUACUAGUACUACUCCACCCAGCAGAGUAGCGGAGGCCAGCAGAAGGCAGCGAGAAGUAGAACAAAGGCGGCAGGAUAAGCAAGGGGGGCUGGUAAAAAGAUGUGCACGUCUUGUGAAAGAUGCAAGGUGCGGGAUGAGUAUUCCUACAAACAUUUGGAUGAUGCGAAGAAACAUUUCUUGGUGCUUAUGUUGGGUGAUUUCCGAGAUGACAUGAUAUUCCCAGAAGAACUUGUGCUGCGCUUCAAAUGCGAGAUUCCUGGAGAGAUCAAGCUAGUAACCCGAAAGGGUUACAGUCACACUAUUGUGGUUGCCAAAAACCAAGAAAAGCUUGUCUUUACAGUGGGUUGGAGGCAGUUCGUUGGAAACUAUGAUCUACAGAUGGGGGAUUCCUUAAUAUUCAAAUACAACGGGAACUCUCAGUUUGAAGUCAUAAUCUUUGAUAAGCUUGGUCGUGAAAAAGCAUUAUCAGUUGUUGAGGAUCCUUUUAUGCCUCAGGUUCAAGAAAGGCGCAACGAGGCACAUGAAAUCGGAUCUUCUAAAAAGAUGGAUGUGCCUUGUGAAAGAUGUAAUAGCUGGGAUGAAUAUCACUAUACUAACCUGGAUGAUAAGAAGAAAUAUUUCAUGAUGCUUAUGAUGGGUGAUUUUCAACAUGAGAUGAUCAUCGCAGAAGAAUUUGUUCGGCGUUUCAAGGGUGAGUUCCCAAGAGAGAUGAUGCUUGAAACAAAAAAUCGUUGCAAUUACAUAAUUGAAGUUGCCAAGAACAAGGAAAAGCUUGUCCUCACAGUGGGGUGGGGGAAAUUCGUCGAAACCUUUGGCCUAGAGAUGGGUGACACCAUAGUAUUCAGAUACAAUGGAAACUCGCAGUUUAGUGUCAUAAUCUUUGAUAAACUUGGCUGUGAGAAGGCAUUAUCAGUUGUUCCGGAUUUUUUUCCGCCUCCUGUGAAAGAGAGGUGCACAAAUGCUACUGACACUGUGAAAAGUUCACAGCCCAUACAAAUGCAGCCUUUCGGCACAGUGAAUGGGCUGCCAGUGGAGUCACCACCAACGAAAAGGCAGCGGCACUUCCAAAUGGAAGUGGACGAAUCAUGUCAAGGCAAAAUCACUGCAAUAAAUAUUUCCUCCGCCGAGCCAUCUGGAGAGUCUUUCUUGUCUGAAGAUAGCCAUGGAGCAUGUGAUGUGCCUGAUUCCAAUUACUUUCUCAGAAAGAAGAAGGCCAGUCUAUCUUCAUUUCUUUGCGAAGAAGAAUCUUUCUCCUCUGAAGAUGGCUAUGCAGUACGUGAUGCCAGUGUCAAGAAGAAGAAGGCCACACUAUCUUCUUCUCAGAAAGAGCAGUUGAAGGACGGUUACAUUACCGUGCACAAGGCCAAACUGACUCCAGCUCAGAAGGAAGUGGUAAUGCAGAAGGUCCAAUCUAUACACUCAGAGAUCCCCAUCUUUGUUGCUGUGAUGGGCAAGAUGAACCUUGAUUCAAGAUUCGUUCUGACUUUACCCAGCCAGUAUGCUAAGAAAUAUCUUGGUGAGGAGCCACGCCUGUAUCUUCAGUUGCUUGGAGAGAAGUGGGAGGUGGGGUUUCCUGACAACACCGGCGAUAGAAGGAUCGUAAGUGGAUGGAAACAGUUUGUACAAGAUAACAAUCUGAAGAUGGGUGAUAUCUGCCUCUUCGAGCUGCUGAGCAAUCAGAAGAGAACUAUGGAGGUCUAUAUCAUCCCUGCAAAUGAAUACAAUUACUCGGCAGGUGUCCAGAAUAAUGUGGACCAGGAAACGCUCGAAGGUGGUUCAGCGGCGCUGCAGAGAGAGGCCCUUGCUCAUCAUGCGGAUGGAGCGCGUGAUCCUGACUCAAGGUUGCUUCGCAUCACCAACACUGAUGCUAUGGAAGAUGAUGUUACCUCUGUUGGUGCCUGAUCGCCGAAGGAAAAGCCUGUGGUUUCUGAACCAAGCAUACCUGCUGUUCUUGCGCUCUGGGGAAAACAAGCGUUCACAUCGAUCAUAAGGGCUCGGUUACAUUGUCGAAAGUUGAAACUGUUCUGCUACCUGCGUAUUUUCUUCGUUCUGGUAGCAGGCCAGUCAUGCACGCGGACUGGAACUCCCCUAGCUGUAGUUUUAGCUGCUUUUUAGUUUCCUUUUUGCACCUCUGGAUGCUGCUUUUGUG